Molecule: messenger RNA, 1113 nt
Organism: Diospyros lotus (date-plum)
Lineage: Eukaryota; Viridiplantae; Streptophyta; Magnoliopsida; Ericales; Ebenaceae
Product: 40S ribosomal protein S2-4-like
Exons: 2
Coding region: 78-902 (274 amino acids)
Biological process (GO): translation
Cellular component (GO): ribosome; cytosolic small ribosomal subunit
Molecular function (GO): structural constituent of ribosome; RNA binding
Source: RefSeq, a predicted model, not a curated record
AGCCUAGGGUUUCACGUCGCUCUCUUCUCUCGCUCGAUCAACGUCUCUCUCUCUCUAAACCCUAGCUACAGACAACCAUGGCUGAGAGAGGUGGAGAACGAGGCGGUUUCGGCCGAGGCUUUGGCCGUGGCGGUAGGGGCGGCGACCGCGGUGGAAGGGGUGGCCGCCGUCGCGGCCCCCGACGCGACGAGGAGGAGAAAUGGGUUCCGGUGACCAAGCUCGGCCGCCUUGUCAAGGACGGCAAGAUCCGAAGCUUGGAGCAAAUAUACCUCCACUCUCUCCCGAUCAAGGAGCACCAGAUUGUCGACACUUUGGUUGGGCCUUCGUUGAAAGAUGAGGUCAUGAAGAUCAUGCCUGUUCAGAAGCAGACCCGAGCCGGUCAGAGGACUCGGUUCAAGGCCUUCGUCGUCGUCGGCGAUUGUAAUGGCCACGUCGGUCUGGGCGUCAAGUGCAGCAAGGAGGUGGCGACGGCGAUCCGUGGUGCGAUUAUACUGGCCAAGCUGUCGGUGAUUCCGGUGAGGAGAGGCUAUUGGGGUAACAAGAUUGGGAAGCCUCAUACGGUGCCGUGCAAGGUUACCGGAAAGUGUGGGUCCGUCACCGUGCGGAUGGUUCCUGCUCCUCGUGGGGCCGGUAUCGUGGCGGCGAGGGUGCCCAAGAAGGUGCUUCAGUUCGCCGGUAUUGAUGAUGUCUUCACGUCUUCGCGUGGCUCCACCAAAACUCUUGGAAAUUUCGUUAAGGCAACUUUCGAUUGUCUGCUGAAAACCUAUGGGUUUCUGACCCCUGACUUUUGGAAGGAGACUCGCUUCUCAAAAUCACCGUACCAAGAGUACACAGAUCUGUUGGCAAAGCCCACCGCCAAGAUUACCUAUGUUGAAGAUGUACCAGAGAGGGUUGAUGCUUGAUCAGGUCAAGUCAUUGUUUUGUUUUGUCAAAAAGUACUCUUAAGAAGCGUUUUGCUUAGGACCAGACCACCCUAAUACAUAGAUUGCUGGUUAAAUGCUCUGCCCUUUUUUCCCUGUUCUGGCAAUGGUACUUGAAUUUCAAUUUUGUGGUAAGACAUCUGUUUAAUUUCGAGCUAAAAUGUUAUUAUUAUAAUGCUUGCUUUAUCUUUUA